CAAGAAACAUCAGAUGUUUGUUUGAAUCCUCAAAACAGUACCCGACUCCGCAGUUUUAAAUUCUUCGUACGAAAACAAGUAGAAAUUUUGUAAUAUAUUUUGAAAGGAGAGUCUCUAACCCCUCUUCUUUUCUGGAUUACUACUAUUUUUAAGCGGUGUACAUGCUAUAAUACCACUACACUAUCAUUGGCAAUUCUAAGGGCGUCCCCUUUUCCACAGGAACAACGUGAACUACUUGACAAGCCUGGGUAUUGCAAUGGGUCCCUCUGUUCUCCAAUGUACGUCACUUCCGGUGAAAAAGCCACGAAAAAAAGCCAACUUUGAGGCCAAAAUGAACGAAUGCGUCAUCGAAGAAAGAAUGCGUCAACAGCGCGCCAUAAUUAAGCGCUCGACCGCAUCUGAAGCUUUACCUCCAAAGGUCGCAGAGAGUGUAACAAACGAAAACUGCUCACCGAGAAACAUUCUGCGAAAUGGUGCAACAUUGCUAAAGAAGCAAGAGAUCUUAGGUCUCGCCUACAGAAACAAACAUAUUACGCAGCACGGUUUUUACCCUGGGUGACACAUUGGACGAGACGAGGCAGCUCGUCGUGAAGAGAAGCGUGGCGUCAUAGAAUUUCACGUCGUUGGGAACUGGCUGCGAGGACAGCUCUCUCAAAAGAAUAUUAUGUGGUUGAUUGGCUUGACAAAAAGUAUUUUCAUAUCAACUAACGCAAUGCCGAAAGAAUAUAUCACGAGAUUGGUUUUGAUCAUUUCAGUAAUUAGUUCAAGGAAAACGGCAGAUCGGAGGAAAAUCACAAAAGAAAUAUGUUGGGAUUAGUUGGGAUAUUUUGGGAUAUUUUGGGAAACUAUUGCGUCGAGACGAGACGUGAAUAUCCGAUUAUUCCCUAAUAUGGGCAUGCUCGCAUUUUAAUUUGCCCACAUGUGACCUGAGUAUGACAUGCCAACUCUCUUGGCGGCCAUUUCGAAUUUACCGACAACAGUGUUUUAAAGACCUCGGCAAUUAAACGACUUAAUGGCUUACGCUUUGGUUAAUUUCUUCGAAGAGAAUGCUUGGGAUGUCAAAAAUUUUGGUUCUUUGGAAAGAUACAAAAUCCAAGAAAGCAACCAAAAGAAAAUUCCCUGCCGAGAUUGUAAAGAUAUCAGAUGACAAAGACUGGUUACUCAAAUACAUGAGAGAAGAUGAUUCUCCGGUUAAAACAGGCAAAGGUUUCCGUGUUAUAAAUGAUAGCGACAGUGACACAGAAAGACAGCAAGAACCAGCUGCAACGAAGAGGCAGAAAGCAGCAUCUAAAAAUGCUGAGCAAUCAAAGCGAUCAACCAAUCUGGCUAACAUGAUACAGGAAACAUACAGGAAGGAAAGUCUUAAAUUAUUUGAUGACAACAGUGUAUGUGAUGAAGAUUGCAAACAUUUAAGAGAAAAUAGAACGCUUCUGGCAACAAUCAAACACCUAAAAAGUGAAAAUGAAAGACUUCGGGAACAAAUCGAAAGUAGUGAUGAUUUAAAAGUUCUUUGA
Dendronephthya gigantea is the source of this 1514-nucleotide messenger RNA. RefSeq lists its product as uncharacterized. The record is from RefSeq and is a predicted model, not a curated record. Bases 1047 to 1514 code for a protein of 155 amino acids. The transcript is spliced from 8 exons. Lineage: Eukaryota; Metazoa; Cnidaria; Anthozoa; Malacalcyonacea; Nephtheidae.